Hemisphaericaspora subhashii is the source of this 2754-nucleotide messenger RNA. It is a transcript of the gene NTH1, whose product is annotated as alpha,alpha-trehalase NTH1. NCBI's taxonomy places the organism in Eukaryota, Fungi, Ascomycota, Pichiomycetes, Serinales, Debaryomycetaceae. The record is from RefSeq and is a predicted model, not a curated record. The transcript has a single exon. Gene Ontology annotation, cellular component: cytoplasm. Gene Ontology annotation, molecular function: alpha,alpha-trehalase activity; calcium ion binding. Bases 1 to 2754 code for a protein of 917 amino acids. Gene Ontology annotation, biological process: trehalose catabolic process.
AUGGAUUUACAAACAUUACAAACAAAUCCAUUUAGACAUAGAAGAGUAUCAAGCUCUUCUACUGAUGAUGAUGAUCCUUAUGAUGUUGCUGAAAACUAUUACGGAGAUAAGCAAAGAAAAUCAAAUAAAUUAACUUCUCCAUUAAAUAGAGUUCGAACAUUUUCUGUAAUUGAAUCUCAGUCUACAAGACAAAAUUUCUUGAGACAGUUACAAGAAUUACAUCCAACUUCAACCAUUAAAGAACUUUCAGAACCUCCAUCUUCCGGUUCUUCCAAAUCUCCUACUCCCCCAACUGCAACAUUCCCUCAAAAUAUGCAUAGACCAAAUGGUACCAAUAUCGUAUUUGCUAUGCAUUCAGAUGAUGAAGAAGAUGAAGAAGUAGUUAGUCCAACCAACCCAUCCCCAUCCCCAUCUCCAGAUGCUUUCAUUCCUCAUUCAUUAAAAGAUACUAUUCCACGUGAAAUACCUACCCCUCCCCCACCAGAAAAACAAGAACAGGAAGAUAAGGAACCUGUAUUUAGAACACCAGGUCCGAUUGAGUCGACAAUGCCAGAAAGAAAACACCUGCACAGUGAUAUCACUCCUGCUGAUGGUAUAGAUCACUAUGGAGGAGAACUCAAAAGAAGACCCUCCAUUAUUCCCAUCUACCAAGAAAAUCCAUCGUCUGCAUCAUUAGCCGCCGCACCCAAAGAAAAGUUCCAUUAUAGAAGAGCUUCAGUUGAUGAUACUCAUAUUAGACCAAAAAGGUUUUAUAUCCCCAAUAUUGAAGCUACUUUAAAAGAAUUAUUAGAAAAUGAAGAUACUGAUGGUAAUUGUCAAAUCACUAUUGAAGAUUCUGGUCCAAAAGUAUUAAGAUUAGGUACGGUUAAUUCAAAUGGGUAUAAUCAAUCUUCUGUUAGAGGAACCUAUAUGUUAUCUAAUUUAUUACAAGAAUUAACUAUUGCUAGUAGAUUUGGUAGACGUCAAAUUGUUCUUGAUGAAGCAAGAUUGAAUGAAAAUCCAUUGAAUAGAAUGAAACGAUUCAUUUCAACUAGUUUUUGGAAAGCAUUAACUAGAAGAGUCACCAAAGAAAACAUUGUUGAAAUGGCAAGAGAUACCAAGAUCAAAGAAAGUUGGGUUGAUCCAGAUGGAACUGUUCAUAUCAACGAAGAUUCUCAUCGUAUUUAUGUUCCAUAUAAUCGUCCUGAUCAAUAUGAAUUUUUCAAAAAAAUUCAACAACAUACAAAAGGGGUAUAUUUAGAUGUUCAAUAUUUACCAAAAGUUAUCGAUGGUAAAUAUAUAAAAUCAAUCAAUAAGAAACCAGGAUUAUUAUCACUUGCAUCCAGACCUGAUCCUGAAGAUCCUACGAAUUUAUCCUUUUGGCCAUAUGUUGUCCCCGGUGGUAGAUUUAAUGAAUUAUACGGAUGGGAUUCAUAUAUGGAAACAUUGGGACUUUUGACUGAUGUUACACCAGGUAGAAGAGAACAUUUGGAAUUAGCAAGAGGGAUGGCUGAGAAUUUCAUUUAUGAAAUUGAUCAUUAUGGAAAAAUCUUAAAUGCCAAUAGAUCAUAUUAUUUAGGUAGAUCCCAACCACCAUUCUUAACUGAUAUGUCCUUGAGAAUUUUUAAUAAAACCAUUGAAAUUGCUCCUGAAGAAUUACCUGAUGCUAGUGAUUUCUUGAAAAGGGCAACCAUUGCUGCUAUUACCGAAUAUGAAAGUGUAUGGUGUUCCAAACCAAGAUAUGAUGAACGUACUGGAUUAUCAUGCUAUCAUCCCGCUGGUGUAGGUGUUCCACCAGAAACUGAAGCUACUCAUUUCGAUGCUGUCUUGGAAAGUUAUCUUCAAAAAUAUGGGUUGUCUCGUGAUGCAUUUAUUGAAAAAUAUAAUGAUGGAAUUAUUAAAGAACCGGAAUUAGAUGAAUAUUUCUUACAUGACCGUGCAGUGAGAGAAUCGGGUCAUGACACUUCAUAUCGAUUAGAAGGAAAAUGUGCCUAUUUAGCCACGGUUGAUUUAAAUUCAUUAUUAUAUAAAUAUGAAAAAGAUAUUGCAUUCAUAUUAUCCAAUUUCUUUGAUGAUGAAUUAGAAGUUGAUGGUACAUUAUAUAAUAGUCAAAUGUGGCUUGAUAGGGCGGAAAUUAGAAAAACCAAUGUUGAUAAAUAUUUAUGGAAUGAAGAAGAUUCAAUCUAUUAUGAUUAUAAUGUCCAUGAACAACAACAAACAAGUUAUGAAUCCGCCACCACUUUUUGGCCCCUUUAUGCCGAACUUGCAUCUCCUCAUCAAGCAGAAGCAAUCGUUACCAAUUCAUUACCAAAAUUCGAAGAGCAUGGAGGAUUAGCUUCUGGUACUUUAAAAUCCCGUGGUGAGAUUGGAUUAACCCGUCCAUCCCGUCAAUGGGAUUAUCCAUUCGGUUGGGCCCCACAACAAAUCUUAGCCUGGAUAGGAUUGGUUAAUUAUGGAUACGAUGGUGUAGCCAGAAGAUUGGCAUAUAGAUGGUUAUUCAUGAUGACGAAAUCAUUUGUUGAUUAUAAUGGGGUUGUGGUUGAGAAGUAUAAUGUCACCAAGGGGGCAGUACCCCAUCGUGUGGAUGCAGAAUAUGGAAAUCAAGGAUUGGAUUUUAAGGGGGUGGCUACUGAAGGGUUUGGAUGGGUUAAUGCUAGUUAUUUGUUUGGAUUGCAAUUUUUGAAUCUUUAUGCUCAAAGAGCUUUGGGGACUUUGACUCCUCCAAAAGUUUUCUUAAGAAAUAUGCAUCCUUCUCAAAGAGCUGAUUAUAAUUGA